Molecule: messenger RNA, 4094 nt
Organism: Calliphora vicina (urban bluebottle blowfly)
Lineage: Eukaryota; Metazoa; Arthropoda; Insecta; Diptera; Calliphoridae
Gene: mus201
Product: rad2 superfamily protein mus201
Exons: 5
Coding region: 94-4086 (1330 amino acids)
Biological process (GO): nucleotide-excision repair
Cellular component (GO): nucleus
Molecular function (GO): DNA endonuclease activity; single-stranded DNA binding
Source: RefSeq, a predicted model, not a curated record
UUUUGUAAACAUUAAUUAAUUUCACAAUUGUCUUUUAUGUAUUUUAUAAACAAAGUGUAUUUAAAAAAUAAUAAAUAAAAUAAUUCAUACAACAUGGGAGUAACCGGCCUGUGGAAGUUAAUAGAGCCAUGUGGAAAACCUGUGCCGGUAGAAACUUUGGAAGGAAAAAUUUUAGCAGUGGAUAUAUCAAUAUGGUUACAUCAGGCCGUUAAAGGUUUCCAAGAUAACAAAGGAGCUGCGCUCAAUAAUGCCCAUUUAUUGGGUUUGUUUCACAGAUUAUGCAAAUUAAUGUAUUACCGGGUAAAACCCGUAUUCGUAUUUGAUGGUUGUGUGCCGCAAUUGAAAAGAGAUACUAUAGCCCGUCGCCAACAACAACGCAGUAAACUAAACAAUGAAGCUGAUCGUAUACAGGCUCUAUUAUUGCAAUCUUUGGCUAAAGAAAAAAUAGUCCUACAGGCAUUGGGACCUAAUGCCGAACUUUUACUUACAUCACCCAUUAAAAAACUAGCAGCAAAUAAAGCUGCUCGUAAAGAAGAUGCUGUUGAUGAGAUGUUUAAGCUUCCCGAAUUGCCUUCAAGUUCUAAGAAUAAUCCAAACCAAACUGAAGAUGAAACAACAGACGAAUCGUUUAAUGAAAGCUCAUUUUGCUCUGAUGAUUAUACCAGCACCUCAGCAUCAGCAGAUGAUUCUUCAUUUGAUGAAUCAAAUCCUCGUACAGCUUAUACCUCUAAUAUACAAGGUAUCGAUGUGAGAAGUAAAGAGUUUCUACAACUGCCAGCUGAUGUUAGGCAUGAAAUAUUGGUGGACAUAAAGGAAACCCGUAAACAGUCAUCAUGGGGUCGUUUGCAUGAAUUGCCUUCGCGCAGUGAUGAUUUCAGUACUUUCCAAAUGAAACGUUUGCUUAAAAGGCGUGAUGUACAAGUAAGCCUUGAAACAGCUGAACAGGAAAUGGGUGGUCGUACCUUAACCUAUGCUGAGCUAACAAAUAUCUUUAGUGAAGAAGGCAUCUUAGAAACCGAUAUUAUGGAAAAGGGUACAAAACAAAUAUCAUCAGAUGAACAUACACGUUUUCUUUUGGUUAAAGAUUUGAAAAAGAAACUAGCACAUGUUAAAGAAGAAACCAUCAAGGAGGAAAAUGCUGAAGUUAAAGAUGAAAAAAAUACAUCUACAAAGGAAGCCAGUAAAAUUAAUGAAGCACCUUCCACCUCUAAAGUGACUGGAAAAGAAUUGGGUAAUGAAUACGAUGCAGAUUUGGAAUUGGCUAUUGCUUUGUCGCUUGAAGACGAUGCUAACAAAGUCUACGAUGAAAAGGACUAUGAUUACGAUUCGGAUGAAAGUAUUAAAUUGACUAAAGCUCAGCGUGAACGUUUACAAAAUGCUGCCAAGGGUCCGGCUCGUUCAUAUAUGAUUGAAUAUGCGGGCAUGAAUAAGGAAGAAGUUGCUGGUAUUUUAGAGAAAACACAAGCAAUUGAGGAUAUUGAUGAGACCUUGGAGCGUUUAAUUGGAGAUACAAGUAAAAAGGUGGAUGAAAAAAAACCAAUUGAAGAAGACACUCUAAAAGAAAAAAAUAACCAAAAUGAAAGUCAAGAUAUUCGUCUUUGUGUUACGGAUGAUUCCGAUGACACCGAUUCAGAUUUAGAAGAAGUUGAAGAUUCUCAGCAGAUUAUUUCAAACACCAAUAAAUCUAAUACCGAUUUGAAUAUAGAGAAAAAUUCCGAAGUAAAAUAUGCUGGUAAAACUGGCGACGAAUUACAGAUAACAAAAGAUUUAGAUGAAACCGAUUCAGAUUUAGAAGAUGUUAAUGAUUCUGAUGCCACCGAUUCUGAUUUAGAAGAAGUAGUUGAUGGCGGAUCGUUAAGUAACUUGAAUAAACUUAACAAUAAACUUCUUGACUUGGAGGAUGAAUGUGUUAUAGAAGAAACCCCACCCUGCUUAACCGAAGAAGAUGAAUUAAAACCAAAAUCUUCGCAAAUCUUAAAUAUUCAAAUCGAUUUGAGUAAGCCACUGGAAGAGGAAGAUGAUCUUUUUGCAGAUAUAUUUGCAGACACACAAACAAUGGAGGAAAUAAUAGAGGAAACUCCUACAGAAAAUCUAAAAGAGGAAAAAGGCAAUACAUUAAAAGUAAACACUAAUAUUUUAGACAGCGAUGUCUGUAAGGAGCCCAAAGCCACAUUACAAAUUAAAACCCCACCAAAGACUGAACAAAUUCUGUCCAUUUUAGAUGAAUUAAAACAACAAGCUAAUGAAAUUAAAAAUAUCAAACUAGAAAACAUAAAACUAAGUGAGUCCGUCAUAGAAAUCUCCGAUGAUGAUGAAACGGGUUCAAAAUUUUCUAAAAUAAAAAACGAAGUCAUAGAAGUCUGUGAUAGUGAUGAAAAUGAUAAUCGUGCAACAACACCACCGCCACAACUAAUGCGCAACACAAAUCAAUCUCCCAAUAUCAGCUCCAAGUCUCCUAAAUUAAAAACUCCCUCCAAGAAUCACGCAAUUACCGAAUUUUUCAAUGUUAAUUAUGUGGUAAAACGUACACCCGAUAAACCUUUGAAAGAGGAUAACGAAAUGGUGCCAAACGUUAAAUCACCAUUCUUUGUGCGUAAAACACCUAAAUCGGGGCGCAAAAGUGGCAGUAAUUCCCCCUCUCCCAACAAAAAGCCAUCAAAGGCCAAUAAAACUUUGUUUGGACAGGAAAAUGAAUCCUUAACAAAAGAUACAGGUGAUAAGUUGGACAAUGACUUCAUACCUUUAAAGGAAUCACUUCCAGUAAGUGGAGAAGACAUUCUUAAGGAAGCGGCCAAUAUUUUAAAGUCACAAAAAACUAGCGAAGAACUUAAUACUAUAGCCUCUGAUUUGGCCAAAGAAAGGCAGGACUUGGAAAAUGAACGUAAUCGCCAGGAUCGUAUGGGCAUGUCAAUAACACAACGCAUGAAUUCUGACUGUCAAGAUCUUUUACGACUCUUUGGUGUGCCCUUUAUUGUGGCUCCCAUGGAAGCUGAAGCUCAGUGUGCAUUUCUGGACAUAGUUCAACUUACCAAUGGCACCAUAACAGAUGACAGUGAUAUCUGGCUAUUUGGCGGGCGCACAGUGUAUAAGAAUUUCUUUGCUCAAAAUAAACACGUUUUGGAAUUUCGUUCGGAACAAAUUGAAAAGGAUUUUAAUUGUGAUCGUGCGAGAUUAAUACAAUUGGCGUGUCUGGUGGGAAGUGAUUAUACAACAGGAAUUCAUGGUAUUGGUGCCGUAACUGCCUUAGAGAUUUUGGCUUCCUUUACCCCUAAAGAUCAGGCCAACAACCCGCAGGACUCAACAAAUACAUCCAUGCACAACAUUCUAGCCACUCUACAAACAUUUCGCAACUGGUGGCAAACCUUUAAGACAGCAGCCGCACCACCUGGCAGUUCAGCACGUUUGGCUCUACAGAAAAAAUUAAAAAAUAUCGAACUACAUGAGGGUUUUCCCAAUACUGCCGUAGUAGAAGCCUACUUAACACCCAAAGUAGAUGAGAACAAAGAUGCCUUCACCUGGGGUCAUCCAGACGUCGAAUCAUUGAGAGAAUUUACUAGAAAAACGUUUGGUUGGACUGCCAGCAAAACCGAUGACAUUCUAAUGCCCGUUUUAAAGAAAUUAAAUGAGAAACGUACCCAACAAUCGAUACGGAAUUAUUUCAAUGUUAAGAAUGCUUUAAGUUUAAGGCAAAUCAAGGUUAGUAAACGGGUGCAAAAUGCCAUUGAAAAAAUGUCGGGUAAUGUGGAAUCAGAUGAGAGCUCGGAAAAGCCCACAAAAGCCAAAAGAGCUAGAAAAGCCACAGCGCAGGGAGCAAGAAAAAAGAAGGAAGUUGCUGUGAACAAUUUAGAGGAGCAGCUGGAGUUAAAUCUAGUAAAUGAUAUCAGUUUAGCCGUAGAACCCAGUUGUAGCACACAAAUGGCCAGAGGUCCCAUCAAAAGGGCCUGCAAACGUGUUAAUCUACCGGAAACCAAAGAAAUUAUACCCCAACGUGAAAAGGACUUGGCACAAAUGGAAGCUAAUAAAAAACUAGCAGCAACGAUUUUAAAAACCACCGCAAAACAAACUAAAAGAAAACGUAAAACAUAAAAUAAUAA